Messenger RNA from Pararge aegeria (speckled wood butterfly), 1987 nucleotides. RefSeq names its product cytochrome P450 4g15-like. Gene Ontology annotation, molecular function: monooxygenase activity; oxidoreductase activity, acting on paired donors, with incorporation or reduction of molecular oxygen; heme binding. The transcript has 12 exons. Bases 111 to 1802 code for a protein of 563 amino acids. The record is from RefSeq and is a predicted model, not a curated record. NCBI's taxonomy places the organism in Eukaryota, Metazoa, Arthropoda, Insecta, Lepidoptera, Nymphalidae.
CAAAGUGAAUAUCAAUUUCGAGUAGUUUUAUUAAUGUUGGUGGAGUGAAGAAGACAGCCCAAAUAGGAUUUAUUGAAAAAAAAUAUUGGGUAUCGGCACAGUUCGGCAAAAUGACGGUCGUCGAAGACAUCCAACCAUACUACCACCUGAAUGCUACUCGGCUGAUCUUCUACCCCCUAGUCCUGAUCGCCACUGGUUUGUGGCUAUUCUACCGAUGGCAGCAACAGUCCAAGCUCUAUAGACUGGGGAACAAAAUUCCUGGCCCCCUUGCACUACCAAUCCUCGGCAACGCACUCUUGGUUUGGGGCAAAAGCCCAGAACAACUGGUUAGGGUAGCCGUGGAAUACUCAAACUACUACGGGAAUGUAGUUCGAGCAUGGCUAGGAUCAAAGCUGCUCAUUUUCCUGACGGACCCCAACGAUGUAGAAGUUAUCCUUAACAGUCAAGUUCAUAUUGACAAGGCCACGGAAUACAAGUUCUUCGAGCCCUGGCUUGGGGAGGGAUUACUCAUCAGCUCCGGUGAAAAAUGGCGUUCUCAUCGCAAAAUGAUUGCUCCAACAUUCCAUAUUAACAUCCUCAAGUCAUUCGUGAACGUUUUCAACCAGAACAGCAAAAAUGUCGUUGAUAAAAUGAAAGGAGAAGUUGGAAAGGUGUUUGAUGUCCACGACUACAUGAGCGGUGUCACUGUUGACAUCCUUUUGGAAACUGCAAUGGGCAUCACAAAGGAAACUCAAGACGAAUCAGGUUUUGAUUACGCCAUGGCCGUAAUGAAGAUGUGUGACAUUAUUCAUCAAAGACACUACAAAUUCUGGCUGCAUUUUGAUGCAAUUUUCAAGUUCACGUCCUUCUUCGAAAAACAAAAGAAACUCUUGGCUAUAAUUCAUGGUUUAACAAACAAAGUAAUAAAAAGUAAGAAGGAGAAAUACUUGCAAAAUAAGGCAAAAGGAAUCGUUCCACCUACAAUCGAAGAAUUGUCGAAGUCAAGUGAUGACGACACCGGUCUAGCAAAUAAUGUUAAGACAUUAGCCGAUACUGUGUUCAAGGGUUACCGUGAUGAUUUGGACUUCAAUGAUGAGAAUGACGUCGGUGUAAAGAAACGUCUAGCUUUCUUGGAUCUCAUGUUAGAGUCAGCUCAAAAUGGAACAAACCAGAUCACCGAUCACGAAAUCAAAGAAGAAGUGGAUACUAUUAUGUUUGAGGGUCACGAUACAACUGCAGCUGGGUCCAGCUUCGUCCUUUGCCUCCUUGGCAUUCACAAAGAAAUCCAGGAGCGAGUGUAUGAUGAAAUUUACUCCAUUUUCGGUGACUCGGACCGCCCUGCCACUUUCGAGGAUACUCUUCAGAUGAAAUAUUUGGAACGAGUUAUAUUCGAAUCAUUGAGAAUGUACCCACCAGUACCGAUGAUUGCUAGGAAGUUAAACCACGACGUUAAGAUCUCAACCAACAACUACGUCCUUCCAGCGGGCGCGACUGUGGUCAUCGGCACCUAUAAGAUUCACAGGAAUCCUAAAUACUACGCAAACCCCACUGUUUUUGAUCCAGAUAACUUCUUACCAGAGAAUACUCAGAAUAGACAUUACUACAGCUAUAUCCCAUUCAGCGCUGGACCCAGGAGUUGCGUAGGUCGCAAGUACGCCAUCUUGAAGCUGAAAAUCCUACUCUCAACAAUCUUGCGAAACUACAAAAUGGUGUCAAAUAUCACUGAAGACCAGUUUGUCCUUCAAGCUGACAUCAUCCUGAAAAGGACGGACGGAUUUAGAGUUCAAAUCGAACCUAGACAGAGGGUUCCGUCUACAGCUUAAAAUUCAGGAGCUUAGAUUAAACAUAAAAGAAACGGCAACUACUGGCAAGAAGCGAGCAUACCAAACUUAUUAUUAACUACCCUUUAAAUGUUUGGGUUAACAUAAUAAGCGGAUAAAUGUUUAUAUACAUUUUAUUAUUUAAUAUACAUGCCAUUUCGUUAAUUUGAUAUUUAUAUAACUGUUGC